AUGGCUAUCUACACUUGCUGGUCAACCAUCACCUGGGGACAGACCCUGGCCGUUGUUUUCGUCGUUUGCCUCGGAUAUGCUACUGUUCUUGCUGUGCAGAGGCUUUGGCUCAGCCCUAUUGCCCACAUACCCGGGCCAAGACUUGCGGCCCUGACGCAGUACUAUGAGCUAUAUUAUGAUAUUGUCCUCGGCGGCAAAUACACCUUCAAGAUUAUGGAACUGCAUAAAGAGUACGGUUCUGUGUUUGGAGCUCCAGAUAGUUCCCUCGCAACAAUCGAUCAUGAUCACCACAAGCUGCGCCGGUCGGCUCUCAAUGCAUUCUUCUCGACUCAUAGUGUUCGAAAUCUCCAACCAGUUAUCGAAGAACGAGUCGAUAGUCUUCUUGAAGCCUUCCACAAGUAUGCCGCUACUCAAUGUGGCACGCCAAUCAACAUCAUGUAUCCUUUCUCGGCUUUCACGAACGGCUGGUCAGGAUUUCUGAAGAUGAAGAACGAUAUCCUUCAGCAAAUUCAAAAAGUCAAGUCGACAGAGAAUACAGGACAAUGGAAGCUGGACGUGAGCCACCCAACCAUUUUGCAUGAAUUGCUCUCUUCAGAGAACCUUCCGGACUGUGAGAAGACACCGGCCAGGCUAGCCCAAGAAGCACAAAUUCUGGUGCAAGGAGGCACUCUUACGUCGUCGUGGGCUCUAUCACUGGCAACAUUCCAUCUUGUCAAUCAAGAAUCAACGCUUCGAAAGCUCCGGGACGAACUAUUUGUCGCUAUCCCUGACGCCAAUGAAGUUAUACCGCUGGCGAAAUUGGAAAGUUUGCCGUAUUUGCGAGCCGUUGUUAGAGAGGCUCUCCGCCACAGCAUUGGUACGAGUGGAAGGCUUUCCCGAAUUGCUUUGGAUGAAGAAUUUCUUCUUCAUGAUCAUGAGAGGAUGAGAGAGUGGCGAAUCCCUGUAGGGACCGUGGUUAGUAUGAGCCCGUAUAUGACUGUCAUGGACGAAGACAUAUUCCCAGACCCAUUAAGCUUUCAGCCCGAGCGCUGGCUUGACGAUGGGGAUCGACUUGAAAAACAUCUGACAGUAUUUGGUGGUGGAACGCGAAGUUGCUUGGGUAAGGCCCUUGCGCUAGCGGAGAUGUACCUGGUCCUGGCCAAACUGUUCCGUCAGUGGGGAAAUGGUGUUGAUGUCCGUCCUGGAGAUACUGGAGUCUUGAACAUUUUCGAAACGACCCCGCGAGAUGGUCAAAUGGCGUCUGACUACUUUAUCCCUAUCCCUUACAAGGUACAGCCUACAGGCCAAGACAACGAUAUGUGGUGGGACGUUGGCUAA
Molecule: messenger RNA, 1317 nt
Organism: Metarhizium brunneum ARSEF 3297
Lineage: Eukaryota; Fungi; Ascomycota; Sordariomycetes; Hypocreales; Clavicipitaceae
Source: RefSeq, a predicted model, not a curated record